This is a messenger RNA of Chelmon rostratus (copperband butterflyfish), 3738 nucleotides long. RefSeq names its product polypeptide N-acetylgalactosaminyltransferase 5. The record is from RefSeq and is a predicted model, not a curated record. The transcript is spliced from 10 exons. Lineage: Eukaryota; Metazoa; Chordata; Actinopteri; Chaetodontiformes; Chaetodontidae. The coding region runs from base 432 to 2900 and encodes 822 amino acids. Gene Ontology annotation, cellular component: Golgi apparatus.
GACAAGCUGGAAGUCGGUUGCUACGUCCUCAUCCCAAACUUCGUGUGGGUCAAAGUUGUGGCGUGGACCUUCAGCCAGGAAACUGAAAACUUCAGCUGCGCUUGUUUUGGUGACGGAGAAGUUGGGUGAACUUAGCGACGUACGGGGGCGCCAUGUCCCCCCGGCGGUUGGAGGCGUCCGGAGCGACACGGUAUGAGAAAAUGACUCCACACUGGACCGUUUUGUUGGGCUGUGGGUGUGAGACCCUGCUGUAUUUUCUGACUGACAACACCACCCGCCGCCGCUGCUCCGUGUCAGACUGCUAGCAUGCCACGCAGGCAGCUAACUCCUCCAAAGAGAAGAAAACUUUGCCAACUAGUCAAGAGCGACCCGCCGAGCGUGAUACUUUGACGUUUUGUGCGUUUGCCGUUUCCUGCUUUAAAAAGCCGACAAUGAUGAAGGUUAGGAGGUACUUGAGGGGGAGUGGGAGGGUGCUGGCAUUCGUGUUCGUCGCCUCUGUCAUUUGGCUGCUCUUUGACAUGGCUGCACUCCGCAUAUCAAUAAACGACGUGAACGGCCAGCUGCUGAAGGAGCGAGUGAUCCGAGAGAGGGAGACCCUCAAGCAGCAGUCCAGGGUGACACAGCUGAUGAAGAGGGGGUUUAAACACCCGGUUCAGAGGGUGGAUCCUGCUGUCACACAGGCUGGGAAAGGGCUGCUCAGUUCAGGCAUCAAACUAGCCCAAGUGUACAGACAGGGGGGUGAGAAACAGGACCAAAUGUUAGGGGAUAAAAAGUUUAACUCUUUUCAAGGAGAUCAUCCUCCCAAGACUGACAAGCCUAAAUCUGUGCUUCCUGAACGUAAAGACGGCUUGCAAAGUCUCACAGCAAAGCAGGGCGUUCCUGCACAGAAAAAAGCAGUAAACUUGGAUCUGAAUGGGACAAAACUGGAGAAAAGUGGAGUAAUAGAUAGCUCUAAUGUAGUGAUCUUACCUGCAGCGGCGUCUAAUAUAACCCGAGCGCCGCCUGGCGUUCAGGAAGACAAACACGCUCCGCUACUGACCUCAAAGAGGGGACCCAUUCAAGCUGGAGAUGUUGUGCAGAAAGCUGAUUCAAAGACAAACGAAAAAGUCAAGGGUGAAACUAAGAGUGCAACAAAAGCGAUGCACCCUGUUAAAACAUCUAAACCUCUGAGUAAAGAUGUAAAAGGAAAGGAGGUGAGUAAUAAAACAGAGGAGAAGCUCGUCAGGGCGAUCGCCACGGGAGAUCCAAAUGCAGCGAAGGAAACCCUGAAACCUGCCAUGAAGCUCCGAGCUGGAGACGACUCCAAGGACAACUCCACUGCCGUCAGGAAGCCAGGAGUCCACAAAGUGGUCUCUCUGGAUGCCACUCACGUACCCAGAGAUGCCAACGCCGUGGGCCAGUUUGGUCAGGCGGCGCUUGUCUCCAGCAAGGAAGAGCCAGAGGUGAGGAAGAGAUGGGACGAAGGGCAUUUUAACGUCUACCUGAGUGACCAGAUCCCGGUGGACCGUGCCAUCCCGGACACCAGGCCCGACAUGUGCGCACAGAAUCUGGUCCAUGACGACUUGCCUUCCACCAGCGUGAUUUUCUGUUUCGUGGAUGAGGUGUGGUCCACGCUCCUCCGCUCUGUGCACAGUGUUCUCAACAGAUCUCCACCGCACCUGCUCAAAGAGAUCAUUCUGGUGGAUGAUUUCAGCACCAAAGACAAUCUGAAGGAGCCGCUGGAUAAGUACAUGUCCCAGUUUCCCAAAGUGCGAAUCAUUCGUCUGAAGGAGCGGCAGGGCCUGAUCAGAGCCAGGCUGGCUGGAGCUGCUGUAGCCAAAGGCGAGGUUCUCACCUUCCUUGACUCUCACAUUGAAUGUAACGUGGGCUGGCUGGAGCCGCUGUUGGAGAGAAUCUAUCUGGACCGCAAGAAGGUGCCCUGUCCGGUUAUUGAAGUCAUCAGUGAUAAGGACAUGAGUUAUAUGCUGGUUGACAACUUCCAGAGAGGCAUCUUCAAAUGGCCUUUGGUGUUCGGCUGGAGCGCGUUACCAGACGAGUACAUAAAGAAGCAUAACAUGACCAUCUCAGAUCCCAUCAGAUGUCCGGUUAUGGCUGGAGGCCUUUUCUCCAUAGACAAAAAGUACUUCUAUGAGCUUGGUGCCUACGAUCCCGGCCUGGAGGUGUGGGGUGGGGAGAACAUGGAGAUUUCAUUUAAGAUCUGGAUGUGCGGAGGGGAAAUCGAGAUUAUCCCCUGCUCUCGAGUGGGACACAUCUUCCGAGGACAGAAUCCUUACAAGUUCCCCAAGGACCGGCAGAAGACGGUGGAGCGUAACCUGGCGAGGGUGGCAGAGGUCUGGCUGGACGAGUACAAGGACCUCUUCUACGGGCACGGGUACCACCACCUGCUGGACAAAAAGGUCAUCGACAUCGGCAACCUUACCGAGCAGAUUGAGCUGAGGGAGAGGCUCAAAUGCAAGAGCUUCAAGUGGUACCUGGAGACUGUGUAUCCAGAUAUGGACGCUCCCUUGGUCAAAGCCGAGGGUCUGAUCUUCAAUCGCGGCUUAAGAAAAUGCCUCAAUCUGCACAAAGGCUCUCUGUUUUUUGAGAUAUGUGAUCUCAGCAAGCAGAGUCAGCACUUUAAUUACACCUGGAUAAGGCACGUUCGCCAGCAGGACGUAUGUGUUGCCCCCCAAGGCAAGGGCAACGGCUUUGCUUUACUGUUAUGCGACAACACCAAGGCUGAACUCCGCUGGUUCCACAAAUCCUCCAACUCCGCUCUGGGGGAGCACCUCAUAGCGGAGUUUGUGUCCCACCACAUGUGCCUGGAGGCGGGUCCUCAGGGGGACACUCUUCGCCUCAACCCAUGUGAACCCAGCAACGCCUUCCAAAAGUGGCAGUUCACACACUACCACGCUCAGUGAUGAGACCAAAAUGAGUUUAUGUGUCAAAGCAUGCACUGUGAGGACCUGCAGCGGCCUCGCGCUGCAGCCCACUCCGCGACCCAGCCUGUCCAGGGGAGGUGGGGAGCACUUUGAUGGCAUGUGUGGUGUAAAGCAGAGGGUGUGGGGAUAUGCAAUGUUUCUAAUGUCAUAUCAGCACAGGCUGACCUUGAGUUUAAGCGCCUGUGCCAGAAGAAAGAGUGGAUCUUCUCCCUGUUUAUGAAGAUCUGGACCAGAGUUUGCUAAGUUUAGAAAAGAUCCUCUGCACUGGCAUGUGGAAGAAAAGGCUUUAAGGGCUUCAGGUUAAUGAAAGAACACUCCGAAUCCAUCUUGAGCACAACAUAUCAGUUCACUGCCAAAGAUAGAGAAGAUAAACAGUGCCUUAUAGAUUUCAGAUGUAAAAGUGAUUUUUUGUGUGUGUGUUUGCUCUGCUGGGACUGAAUAAUGAGUUUAAUUGCAUGAAAUGUAGAAUUUAUUCAUUUGUAUGAAACGGCUCACAUCUUUUCAGUGAGACAUCGUCUUUUUUUGGAUGUUACGUUCAUCACUUUUGAUGGGUUUUAAAUGAUGCUUUAUGUAGCUGCAGGUCUUGUUGUGAAAGCCGUCUCCCUGUUUGUAUGAAUUUCUUCUCGUCACUAGAGGGAAGCGUUGGUUCAAAACACCCAAUAAACCUGUGCUGUGAUUUCAUGAUCGUUAUCAAACCCUUUAACCACAGAUUAAAAGAAAUGGGUUUUUCUCUUCUUAAUAAUGUAAAAAAUAGAAUGAUGAAGAUAAAGACUUAACAGCGUGUAUCUCCUUUUAUUUGUUUCUUCUCCACUACUCA